AUGUGGAAGGCAGCACUCUUGACUGUGGGCUUGUUGGUGGCACUUGUGGACAGGGUCCGCUCCAAUGACGGCCAUCCCUCUUUCUAUGGGGUGAAACUGUGUGGAAGAGAGUUCAUACGGGCUGUCAUCUUUACCUGUGGUGGUUCUCGCUGGAGGAGAAGCAUAGAGGACUCAGCUCUUAUUGGAGAAGAGGCCUUUGACCCAUGGAACACAAAUCCCGUCUCUCAACUUACCAGUGAGCAGGGUCCUGCAGAGUCCAAAGCAUGGAAAGAUCAAACGUUGGAUACGGCAUCUGUGGCUGCUGGAUUCAGCCGCUCAGCUCGCUCAGCAAUCUCAGAGGAGGUGCUUGAGGCUCUACGGAGUGCAGACAGGAAAGGACGGGAUGUAGUGGUCGGACUGUCCAACGCGUGCUGCAAGUGGGGCUGUAGCAAGAGUGAAAUUAGCUCUCUGUGCUGAAACUAGUUUUAAAUAUGCAUCUGUUCUGUCACUAUCACAGCUCUACUCUUUUCCUAUGUGACUCCUCCAGUUCUUCACUCUUUUGAACCUUUUCUUGAAAUUGCACGUCUCAUCAACUCACUGUUCUUGUGUUGACUAUUGAUACAGGGAUGUGAAUGUGUACACAAUAUUUGUUUACUGUGAUUAUAACAGAUUAAUAUAUAAUAUAUAUAUAAUAUAUAAUAUGUUUAAUAAAAUUUUGUGUAGGUGUUACGAAAGUCUCUGUCUUACAAAAUAUGUACAAAAAAGAUAUUUCAUGCUCACACUUCCACUUUUCCAAAACCUUGUUUUAGAAACAUAGUUUUGACUAAGAUUUCGAAAUGGAGGAAGUGGCGUUAACUCCAAGUACACACAGUGUACUAAUAUUCUCUAAAUAACAUCUGGUUCCUGUGACUCUACAGAAGGUAGUCACCGUAUAUGGGCAGAUUUACAAAGCACUGAUAUCCAGUGCAAUAAAGUGCGAUAUAAUACCCGUGAGGCUUACACUGCUGGAGUUCUGUUGUUUAUUUCAAAAUGGUCAUGGUAUCUUGCGCCUCGUCCACCCAAACCUGAAUUAUCUCAGUCAUGUUAAGACAGGUGUCAACAAAACUGGCAUAAAUAAGCGUCACAGUAGUAGAAUUUGCUGGUAUGCUAUAAGUUUGCACUGGUG
Messenger RNA from Lates calcarifer (barramundi perch), 1144 nucleotides. RefSeq names its product relaxin 3b (gene rln3b). Gene Ontology annotation, cellular component: extracellular region. Gene Ontology annotation, molecular function: hormone activity. The transcript is spliced from 2 exons. The coding region runs from base 1 to 456 and encodes 151 amino acids. NCBI's taxonomy places the organism in Eukaryota, Metazoa, Chordata, Actinopteri, Centropomidae. The record is from RefSeq and is a predicted model, not a curated record.